AUUAUGCGGGCCACAUAGUGGGGAGCCGUACAGUAUAUCGGUCGCACCACGCUAGCUCACGAGUGUACACGUUGUGUGCUGCAUUAGAUAACUCGCUUUGACUUUGACAGAGGUUAUUAAAGUCACUAGCGUUAACAAAACAUGGCAUUUAACCCUAAUGAGCAUCAGCAUCUACGCUACAACCCUUUAAAGGGUGAAUGGGUAUUAGUCUCGCCACAUCGGGCCCUUCGGCCAUGGAGCGGCCAAGUUGAACAAGCGCCCGUCGAAGUAGUACCAGAAUUUGAUCCAAACAAUCCCUUGUGCCCUGGAGUAAAACGUGGUUCUGGAAUAGUAACUCCUCAGUACCAAUCUACGUACGUUUUUACUAAUGACUUCCCUUCGCUUCUAGAAGAAGGUCCCGAACCCUCAGACAAUAAAGACCCCUUGUUUCAAGUACAAGCUGCGAAAGGUACUUGUCGAGUGAUUUGUUAUCAUCCACGAUCCAAUGUUUAUUUCACAUCAAUGUCAUUGACUGAAGUGAUCGCGAUAAUAGACGAAUGGAUAAAACAAACUCAAGAAUUAGGAAAAAAAUAUGUCUGGGUACAAGUUUUUGAAAAUCGAGGAGCGAUAAUGGGUUGUUCAAAUCCUCAUCCUCAUUGUCAAAUCUGGGCAUCGAAUUUUAUGCCCAAUGACGGCCAUUUAGAAGAACAACAUCAAAAAGAAUAUUUUGAAAAGUACGGUCGACCGUUGCUACAAGAUUAUGUUAAACGAGAAUUAGAAAAAAAAGAGAGAAUUGUAUAUGAAAAUAAGGAGUGGUUAAUCGUGGUGCCUUACUGGGCCGUUUGGCCUUACGAAACUAUGGUGUUACCAAAACGGCAAGUUCAGAGAUUUAUGGAUUUAGACAAAGCACAAAAAGAAACUCUUGCUAAAGCAUUACAAGUCAUUGUUGCAAAGUACGACAAUGUUUUCAAAUGUAACUUUCCGUAUUCUAUGGGUUGGCACGGAGCGCCAACCGGAAACAGAGUUAAUGAAUCGAUUCCGUACUGGACGUUCCACGGACAUUAUUAUCCACCACUUUUGAGGUCCGCUACGGUUAAGAAAUUUAUGGUUGGUUAUGAAAUGCUGGCCCAGAAUCAAAGAGACAUAACACCAGAAAGUGCGGCUUCUGUUGUCAGACAGCAAUCAGAUACGAGAUUUUCAAACGAAAAAUAGCGAAACUAACGAUGUCAUAAGUUUGAAAAAGAAAAUACUUUGACAAAA
Molecule: messenger RNA, 1239 nt
Organism: Zophobas morio
Lineage: Eukaryota; Metazoa; Arthropoda; Insecta; Coleoptera; Tenebrionidae
Gene: Galt
Product: Galactose-1-phosphate uridylyltransferase
Exons: 2
Coding region: 142-1191 (349 amino acids)
Biological process (GO): beta-D-galactose catabolic process via UDP-galactose, Leloir pathway
Cellular component (GO): cytoplasm
Molecular function (GO): UDP-glucose:hexose-1-phosphate uridylyltransferase activity; zinc ion binding
Source: RefSeq, a predicted model, not a curated record